Tarenaya hassleriana is the source of this 488-nucleotide messenger RNA. RefSeq names its product late embryogenesis abundant protein 1. The transcript has 3 exons. Bases 90 to 326 code for a protein of 78 amino acids. Lineage: Eukaryota; Viridiplantae; Streptophyta; Magnoliopsida; Brassicales; Cleomaceae. The record is from RefSeq and is a predicted model, not a curated record.
UCAUCCCAUCACUCACUCUCCCCCGUAAUCAUCAAACCAAACCCACCAAUCUCCCUCUCUCUCUCUCUCUCUAGAAUUCCAAAACCAUCAUGUCGAACAUGCAGCAAUCCUUCAAGGCAGGCCAGACCAAAGGCCAAGCUUAUGAGAAAGCUUCGGAGUGGACAGAAUCUGCCAAGGAGACUGCGAACACAGCUCGGGACAAGGCCCAACAUGGCCAAGAACAAGCUUCUGGUUUCUUACAGCAGACGGGAGAGCAAGUGAAGAACAUGGCACAGGGAGCAGUGGAAGGUGUCAAGAACACUCUUGGCAUGAACGAGAAGAAAUGAGUUGUGAAGACAUGACCUUACAAUCUCUUUUCUAUUUACUUUAAUUUAUGCUUGUAAUAAAUAGAAAAAAAACCUCUCUGGUUUUUUUUUUCUUUUUUCUUUUUUGUUGAGUUUCGUGUUUGAGAUUUGGGAUUUCAGAUGUAAUAAAAGGGUUUUUUUUUU